Molecule: messenger RNA, 1486 nt
Organism: Lampris incognitus (smalleye Pacific opah)
Lineage: Eukaryota; Metazoa; Chordata; Actinopteri; Lampriformes; Lampridae
Gene: cfl2
Product: cofilin 2 (muscle)
Exons: 4
Coding region: 142-642 (166 amino acids)
Biological process (GO): cell motility; actin filament fragmentation; actin filament severing
Cellular component (GO): cytoplasm; actin cytoskeleton; actin cortical patch
Molecular function (GO): actin filament binding
Source: RefSeq, a predicted model, not a curated record
GCUAUCCCGUCCACAGCGCCCGCCCCCUCCUCCUCCCCUCUGUCUCCUGCUGACGACCGGUGGAAGGCUCGCACUCCCCUCUGCCUUCACCCCGAAAACCCCGCAGAACCGCAGCCCAGAGCCCCGAAACCGUCGGACGACAUGGCGUCAGGUGUCACAGUCAACGAUGAGGUCAUCAAGGUCUUCAAUGACAUGAAGGUACGGAAGUCGUCCACCUCCGAUGAGGUGAAAAAGAGGAAGAAGGCUGUGCUUUUCUGCCUCAGUGAAGACAAGAAGAAGAUUAUUGUAGAAGAGGGGAAGCAGAUCUUGGUUGGGGACAUCGGAGAGACCGUGGAUGACCCCUAUGCCUGCUUUGUUAAGCUCCUCCCCCUCAACGACUGCAGAUACGGCCUGUAUGACGCCACAUAUGAAACCAAGGAGUCCAAGAAAGAAGACCUUGUGUUUAUAUUUUGGGCACCAGAGGGCGCUCCCUUGAAAAGCAAGAUGAUAUAUGCUAGCUCUAAAGAUGCCAUAAAAAAGAAGUUCACAGGAAUCAAACACGAGUGGCAGGUGAAUGGACUUGAUGACAUUCAGGACCGCACGACUCUGGCCGACAAGCUAGGAGGCAACGUGGUGGUAUCACUGGAGGGCAAACCGCUGUGAGCAGAACCAACCAAACCAAUGUGCCAUCUGGACCCGGACCCACCCAGCACCACUCUGACCCCACCGUUUGCUCUGUAUGGCUGACCCUGAAGGAGUAGCAUCCUCAGGCUCUGUUUUCUCUGUUUUUCUUUUGUUUGUUUUUCCAAGAUGAAGGAGUUCUCAUUAACACUAUAUGCAAAUCGCUACCAGUUUUUGCCACAUGACUUGUUAACCUGGUAGAAAGCAACACCAAAACUCAGAACCAGCUCCUCUUCCCAGGAAGGUUGUCUGUGUUUUGCCAAAAGUCCACAUGAAGGAACGAGGCCGCAUGUCGCUGAGCUGAACGCCCAGAAAGGCAGUUCACAGCAGCAAGGCUUUUGCACUCAUGAGAUUUUUCACAAGAUUUUAUUUAUUUGAACAUGUUGUAUCUUAUCCAGUUUGUCAUGCAGAUGGAGGCAAAACCCACAUUGUUAGACUAUGCAUUGAUGACAAUGAUGAUUAUUACCCAGCACCUUUUGUUUAUACACUACAAGCUCAGACAGAAAGAUGGAGCAGAGUUCUAUUUAUGUCACGUAGAUAGCUGUUACUUCAUUCCUGUGUGUGCAUAUGAACAACACACGUGUUAUUCUGUCUGUUUGGUUACCGCCUUAAUUUGAUUUUGAAUGUAAAAUCACGACAGCGCGCCACCAAAACUCUUAAGGGAUGGGUGGUGCUUGCAGUUAACUUUGAAAAGAACACUAGAAGGAAUCAGUUACAGAGAUGGAUGGCACUGUCCUCUACAAAUCUUGUGCUUUUGGAGCCUUAAGUGGAACAUUGUUAUGAGAUCAGAAAUGCCACUUUGCAAUAAAACUCGGUGGCAGAAGUA